Molecule: messenger RNA, 3261 nt
Organism: Actinia tenebrosa (Australian red waratah sea anemone)
Lineage: Eukaryota; Metazoa; Cnidaria; Anthozoa; Actiniaria; Actiniidae
Source: RefSeq, a predicted model, not a curated record
AUAGAAACAAUACAUAGGAUUAAAAUCAAACGAUUAUUAGAUUUUACUUGCAGCACUAGGCUUACACGUGAAAAACAAAGUUCAUAAAAGUUUGCCUACAGUAUCGUAAAAGCAGCUAUUCGUUUCUUGGUGGAUUAUCAGGAGCCUAUUUUCGACUCCAGGCACGAAAGUAAGGAACAUGCGAGUUGAAAGGAAGCAGACACGGAAGAUGAAGGGCGUCGCCGCAUAGGCUAUAUCCAAAUGCUCAGUCGAUAAGGUUCCCCCACCAAACGUUGUGGCUUCUACGUCCAUGGUUCUUUUGGAUAGACAAGAAAUAAGGAAGACAGAUUAGGAAGGCCGUGGACCCGCACAAACACAAACUGACUUUGAAUACCUUCGUCAGUUUUAGUACGGCACAGACGAAAUAUGGCGUUUUCAAUCCGACAGCUGAUAGGUUUGGCCUUUAGGCAACUGAGGAAAGUUGCACUGCGGACAACAAGAAGAAAAGUGAACAAAUGGGUUUUCCUGUUCUCCUUUUCCUGUCUUGUUUUCAUAUUCAUGUUUCUCAUUGAUGGAAAACCUAUGCUUAAAGUGACUGACAAAAUUCAAAGUUCGUGGAAAUGUGGCUGCCCGAAAAAUUUUCUUCCUGAAGAACAGACCUGGAAAUAUGGCAGUUGUUUACCGCAUCAAGCGAGCAACGAAUCGUGUGAAAAUGCGAGGAUGUUGUACAAACUGGAUCCAGCGUUAACCAAGUGCAAAGCGUUGUCCAGCAAGAGAGUGUGCGAGUUGAAAAGUCUACUAAAGGGUCCAAAAGAUCACGUCAACUUUAGAGUCAGUUGUGAUAAUUCGAUUUGCAUGGAACAAAACGAAAAUGAAACCAUCCAAGUGUUGAACAUGAAUCCCAGUAAUGGUCAGAUAACAGAAGCUGGAAGAUAUCUAAACAUUACUGACUUGGAAGCAGCACUAAUGGUUAUCAUCAGAGAAAAUAUCAAGCAGAAAUUUCACUUCGUUGUCCUUCGAUGCACUUCAAAAGAUACCAAAACAGGAAUAUCCCAGAUCAUUCAAAUAGACCCACAAUUAACCAUGAAGGAAAAUGCCUCCAAGACUCGAGAUCAAAAUCUCUUGAAUGUCAAUAUUGUUCUAAUUGACUCAGUAUCGAGGGCCCACUUCUAUCGAUCGCUACCCAAGACUAUCGAGCUGUUCAAACGAUGGCGAAAUGAAUCCCAUUUAGCUCCUGCCAUGAUAUUUGACUUUGAACUAUUUCAAGCUGUUCAUGGUCAUACUACGGAGAAUACUCAUGCGUUAUUCAAUGGUAGACUACUUGAUCUUAACAGGUCUGCUUCCAGCCAAUCAGUCAACCCGGGUUUCAUGUUUGGAGCAUUUCACAGAGCGGGUUACCAGACUAUGUGGCAAGAAGACUUAUGUUGGAAAGGAAUCUGGGGUCUGAUGUUGGAUUUACUAGCAGGAAGCUGGGCAAAUCUUGCUAAAAGACUGCAAGAACAUUUUAUUGAUCACUCAGGACUGACUCACGCGGGAUGUGAAAUUCUUGAAUAUGUGUAUGGAAUCAAUACACCAUUUAUGGGACCACCAGGUGACCAGAUUUGCUACGAUGGUCGUUUUCACCAUUCCUAUUUACUGCAGUACACAUUGGACACCAUUAAAGUCAUCACAUCAACCCCUACUGCAUUACCAUUACUGUCUUACAUGAGUCUAAGUGUAGGACAUGACCACAUUGGACGUAGAAUCCAGUCACUAGACCCUGCUCUUGUUCAAUUUGUCACUCAACUGUCUAUGAGUGAAGACACUUUGACGGUAAUCUUAUCAGAUCACGGCAAUACUUACACUAGCUAUACUUCAACCUUAGAGGGGCGAUUUGAAAUGUUUCAUCCUCAUCUUUUUCUCAUCGUCCCAAAUAAAGUAGCUCAACGUUUGGGUGACGAGGCUCUGGAUGCUCUUCGAAUCAACCAGCAUCGAUUGGUCAACAUCAUAGACUURCAUCAUUCAAUAAUGGCUUUGACUAAACCUCUUCAUGGACCYGUUACUCCGACUGGUCUGUUUACCCCCAUAUCAGCACAGCGCACUUGUCAGGACAUUGAACUUCGAUUGCCUAACCUGUGUGUGUGUGAAGGAUGGGAUAAUCCUACCUCCAACGAUGAUAUGAAAAUGAUAUUAGUUGAGUUCGCGUUAGGAUACUUAAAUAACCAAAUAGAGACAAAGCUUAUUAAACAGACUAAAGAGAACUCGACCUUGCAACUUUACCGGACUCGAUCGUGUAAUCGACUUAGAGCAACUCUCUUCAAGGAAGUGCGCGAGAGACGUGUCGCGUCUCGUGGGAUAUUAAUCACAUCCAUUAUGAUCUACGUGCCUGCUGGUAGUGGUAGUGGUGAAGACGCAUUCAAUGUGAUGGUUGAGUCACGUGACGUUACAGCGCAACGCUCAUUGGACCUCAAAUUUCUUCAAUACGACCGUAUGUCGAUGUAUGGCCAGUACAAAGCUUGUGCAGAUCGAAACAUCUUGAAACUUUGUAUGUGUUCAAUACAAUCUCAACACAAACAGCAAUCUUUAAAUAUUACGAGAUUACUUGCUCCUCCUCAUCCAAAGUACUUUGGACAAGAAAGUGUAUCGAAAAUUAGUCGAUCAGAGUGCAUUUUCGUAAUUACUAGAACACAUAAAUCUAAUAUAAGCUUUGCUUAUGAAAUGGCAAAUGUUUGCAAAUACCGAAGCUUUUUUGUAUCAGUGGACGUACAAUCUACAGGCAUGAAACUCACCCGUGCUUGUCCGUUUAAUGUGACUCUACUCCCAGACAAUAUCAAGUUUGUUUUAGCUGCAAGAAAAGAAAAACUGCUCCAAAAAAGCUCUAUAAGAUUCAGAGCUCAAAUAAUCAAAAAAUUGAAUUAACUUGGAAAAUGGUUUUCGUUACAUAGUGACAUUUUAAAUAAAAACUAUUGUUUUUUAUAGUCCCUCUCUCAGUUCCCUGCGCCAUCUUGGAAGGUAGCCGUGCCUUUGCAUCGCAGCGAGACGAACGGUGAGCUUGCAAUAAUGAUAGAGACAUGUGACUAAUUGUCCAAGGUGUUAAAAAAGGUCUCUAUCAUUGCAAGCUUACCGUUCGUCUGGCUUUGAUGCAAAAGCAUGGCUACCUUUCAAGAUGGCGCAGGGAACUGUGUAACGGACUAUUGUUCAUAAAUAAACAAUGGUCGAGCUAUAUCGUAUACUCUAAUUUCCAUCUAAAAAUGUACUUCUGUUAUGAGAGAGAAAAUUAAUGUUUUUACAGACUAAGCUAGA